Molecule: messenger RNA, 2082 nt
Organism: Coffea arabica (coffee)
Lineage: Eukaryota; Viridiplantae; Streptophyta; Magnoliopsida; Gentianales; Rubiaceae
Product: RPM1-interacting protein 4
Cellular component (GO): plasma membrane
Source: RefSeq, a predicted model, not a curated record
GGAAAAGUUCGUGCAUGAGGUGAUCACCCAGAGCUUCCACACGCUUCUCAUUACGUAAGCAGUUACGGAGGAGAUUAUGGUUUAUGCGCUCGAGCUCAAGUUUCCAGUUCGUGGAAGAUGACAAAAAGUUGACUGUAUAAUUCUCUAUUCAAUGAUUCGGAUUUCAAAAUGAUUUAAGUUCUUAGUAAAAUGAGUCUCAGCCUACUUCCAAAUCAAAUAGGGAAGAAGAAUGACAGACAACGAUUCAGAGGCCUAUGCGGUGCAACUUCGGUCUUCCAUGGUCAUCGGACGGUGCUUAGUACUGGCAACUUAUCCAGAGUGAAUCGACCAUUUUUCUCGGCUGAUCAAAGCUGAUGAGCAGAAGAAGACCAGUCAUCAGCCGAUCAAGGCUAACUAAAGGCCAAGCAAGCACGCUAGCUAGCUGCCCAGUUGUACCGUACUGUACGUACUGGUGUUGAUUGUUGAACCCUAGAGACGGACCAGCAAAAAUGAAAAAACUGGACUGAAGUGGUAGUAGUAGACUAGUAGCAGUAUUCGGUUUCAUGGUCAGAGGAGAGGAGGGGCCGAAGUUGAAUACUCGGACUAGUAGUUGAUUUUGACUUGCUAAAUUUGUUUUACUAUAUAUUAUGUUUUGUUUUAACUUCAAAUCUGGUCUAGUCCUCCUACUCCUCCCACUCCGUGGUAACUCGCUCUCUCACACGGUGAAGAAGACUUCGUAAACGAGACGAGGGAAGACUUGGUAAGAAGAAUGGGAAUGGUCAAAACUUUUAUCGGUGGCGUGCGUCAAUGGUUGAUGUACCUUUCCCUCUUCUCUCCUCUCCUCUCUUACUACUACAACGCCUCUUAAAAUCUUUAAUUGCCCCAUCUCUCUCUCUCUCUCUCCGUUGGUUUCUUGGGUAGUUGAAGAGCUUUCUCAUUUUUUUCCUGGGGAAGAGAAGGCUUGAUUUGCUGUUCUCGAUCAUAUUUGCUUCUUUGCUGAAAAGAGCUAUCCUCUACUGCCAUUUUCUUGGCUUUUAAUCAACAUCUUGGUCGAAGGGAAAUGGCAGCACGCCCCCAUGUGCCUCAAUUUGGCAACUGGGACAGCCAAGAAAAUGUUCCCUACACACUGUACUUCGAUAAUGCAAGGAAAGGUAGAGGUGGAAAGAUGAUAAAUCCCAACGACCCCGAGGAAAAUCCAGAAAUGUUUCGCCAGUUUGCUCCCCCAGCUCCAGCACCCUCUAAUAUAAGACCUCAAACGGAGGAACCAGUGGGACGGGGAGCUGUUAGGGCACAGCACGAGUAUCGUGGAAGUAGGGAAGAUGGUAAUUUCAGGCAAUUUGUGGAUUCUCCUGCACGUACUGAUAAUCCAGGCCGCAGGACCUCCGGUGAGUCAACUCAUCACAAUUCUGGUCGGCCAACCAGACACAGUGCAGGGUCUGAGCACAGCUUCGAGCGGUCGCCACUACAUUCACAUCACCCUGCAAAGUUAGCAGGGAAAGGUGGCACAUCUCCCGCUUGGGAUGGAAAGAGCUCGCAUGACAGCAGCCAUGGGACUUACGGGAAGUCCCGUAUGAAGCAAGUUAGUCGAGUGGAGGAAAGUCCUGAUAGAGGUGCUGCUGUUCCAAGAUUUGGUGACUGGGACGAGAACAAUCCUCAGUCAGCUGAUAAUUACACUCAUAUUUUCAACAAGGUGCGCGAGGAAAGGCAUACCGGCCCCUCAAAUCUCCAAGCAGGCAAUAAUUUCGAGCCAUCCUACCACAUGAAGCGGAAGCAAAAUGCCAGUGGCGAUCGUAAGGGAUGCUGCUUUCCAUGGUUUGGAAAUUGAGGAAUUUUUACCUUCUGGUGUCUAUUCAUCCCAUUUGAUGGACCUGUAAGUAGCCCUGAAGGAGUUUUGGUGCAUUUUUUCCCCCCUCUCAGUUUGUUUUGUUGGUUGGGACAAUAAAUUUAAGGUUUCGGGUCUUCUUUUGUCCUGGAACUGGUCACUAGUGUUUUUGUGCCAAAUCUUAACUAGUGUUGCACGAUGUAGCUACCAAUUUCUGAAAUACAAAAAUAUUGAAAAGUGGCAGAUUCUUUAAUUAAAAAAGGAUGUUGCCUUUAGUUCCA